Messenger RNA from Dermacentor andersoni, 1764 nucleotides. RefSeq lists its product as uncharacterized. Gene Ontology annotation, cellular component: nucleus. Gene Ontology annotation, molecular function: deSUMOylase activity. The record is from RefSeq and is a predicted model, not a curated record. Lineage: Eukaryota; Metazoa; Arthropoda; Arachnida; Ixodida; Ixodidae. Gene Ontology annotation, biological process: protein desumoylation; proteolysis.
UUUUUCUUCAGUCUAUUGCUAUUGGCGUUUAGCCAUUCGCACCGCUUGAAUGUAUGCUUCGUUUUCUUUGACAGAGCUGCAAACCACCAGAGUUUGUUCUGCAGUUCUGACUUGCUCAAAUAGCAUAUCGUGGAAUAUCUGAAAUGACCACCUGCAGCAUGGUGCCGCGACUACAAGCGCCACAAGCCGGUACGUCAGCACGCGAAAACCUGCUGGGAGCGCGCGGCGGGUACUACAACAGCACAGAAAAAUUGCGGCCCGGUUGUGGCUUUUUGGGCACAGGUUCCAAAGACAUUGAAGAGAACAGGCACUCUGACUGGCAAGAAUGGAUCGCGAGUGUGCAGGUGCGGAAUCGUACAGAAGCUUUCUACAGACCUCGUCUCCGGCGCUACGGAAAUAAUGAGAACUGGCACAGAACCGUGGCAGACGAAACUGAUCAUGGUCGGCCUUGCUUUCUGUGGAGAAAAAAAGUGUGCACUGGGUUGGUGUCCAAGUCUGUCGACGAGCUUUUCUACUACAAGAAUAUGCUCAAGAUGUACUACGAAUGCAGAAUGGAACUGGACUUUGAAGAACCGAACGUCGACGACCACCGUCGCUUCGCCCCGCCUUCGAACGUGCGCACGCUCCAGCAUUCGAUCCAGAAGAAGAUCCUUGGCUCGAGCUACGCUUACCAACUCUCAAUGUCUGAAGUGUCGCGUCAGAGUGUGAGCUCGGUUGGAUCGGCAGACUGGUACGCUGCCUUGAAACAACGUCUUCGCGUAGCCGAAAGGUUUUGCGUGCCAAAACAGCGACAGUUAGAUCGGUCAAGCGUCGUUCGCGAUGUCGAAGGAGUCGUGAUGCCCAGCCUCACAUCGGCUAUGCAGCAUGAGGUAGAGGAAGCUUUGGUGCCGACACCGGCCGACGAGGUGCUGGCAUCGGCCUUCCGACUCAACAUCAGCAGGGCCGACAUGCACACGCUGUCCGACAGCCAGUGGUUGAACGACGAGGUGGUGAACUUCUACAUGAAUCUCCUGAUGCUGCGCUCCGAGAAACAAGGCUCUCCCCGCGUGUAUGCGUUCAACACGUUCUUCUUUCCCAAGCUGGCAUCCAAUGGCCACGCCGCUCUCAAACGGUGGACGCGCACCAUCGACCUGUUUUCAUAUGAUAUCCUGCUGGUGCCCCUGCACUUCACCAUGCACUGGUGCCUUGCCGUAGUGGACUUCCGCAAGCGCCACAUCGCCUACUACGAUAGCAUCGGCUCGGCGUCCGAACAGCCAAGCUGCCUGGCCACGCUGCAGCGGUACCUGGAAGACGAGAGCCAGCACAAACGCAACCACGGUCUCGACUGGGACAGCUGGACUUUGAAAGUAAUGGAUGUGCCACGGCAGCAAAAUGGCAGCGACUGCGGCAUGUUCACUUGCCAGUACGCCGAGUGUAUAUCCCGGGACGCGCCCAUCUCGUUUGGCCAGCAGCACAUGCCGUACUUUAGGAAGCGCGUCGUCUAUGAGAUUCUGCACCAGACUAUACUCUCAGUAUGAGGCACGUGUGGAGCCACUUGUUCUCUUAGUUUCCAUGGCUGGGACUUUGAUCAUUUGCGCAGCCAUGCGUGCCUCACUUUCACAAAUUCACUGUCUGCCAUCUUCCACCAGAUUUCUACCAAAUUCCUAGUUUGGUGCAGAUGUGGAGCCAUCCUUUUUUUUUUCUUGUGAAUCUAGUUUCAAAAUACCAACUUUUCAUGUGAUUUACUUGCAUGUUCCGAAGUGAAAUAAACCAUUUUUCAUUGUG